GAUUCUAACCGGUGAUUCAUGUGAACCAAGUUGUGAACCGUCGUGUUGAACCGUUGUUUGCCUGAUGUUCACAUGGUAAAAUGAGUAAAAUUGCACCAAGCUGCUAUAAUCUAAAUGAAGAAGACCUUUGGAUUGAGCUGUCACAGUACCUUGAUCUACCACCCGCUCUUCAGGAAUCUUCUGACAGCCCUCUCAGCAAGCAUGGCCGGCAGCACACGGGUGCUCUCGCCGUGCUCCGCAGAGCACUCGAGGAUGGCCCACCUGCUGCGGCUGCUGCUGCCAGUGCUGCAUGUGAUCCGGCCACGCUGCGGAGUCUGCUGACCGCCGCCCUGCGGCGGGCUGCUCCGGUGCGUGCUGCCCUCAUCCUGCCUCUGUGGCCGGUCGGGGACAGUGACGGGCCGGAGACGGCGGCGCUGCGCCGGCCGCCGCCCGGCGCUGCCGGUCUCUGCGCGGCGGCAGUGUCCGAGUCGGCCUGUGACCGGCUGGCCGAGUGGGGGCGGGCGGCACUGACCGCCGGCCGCUGCCGGCCCUCUCUGGAGACGGCGCUCCUCUGCGGCCAACCGGCGGACGGCGACACCCUCCUCCGACUCCUGGACUGCUGUGUGACGGACCUGCCCCGCUGGUUCGGCGAUGGGUUACCGCUGCGGCCGCUGCUGCCGCUGGCUGCUUCACGCGCCUGGAGCGCCGGCCGGGUCGCAAAUUCCCAAUAAUGCUACACGCUACGCACCUCCAGCGCUGAGUGGCUGGUUGUCGCGGGAGAUGACGUCAUAGCCUGACGCCACGCUCAUUGGCGUGCGGGUUAUGUGACGUCGCAUCUAUCAGCCAAGCAAUAGUUAGACGAGGUGGGGUCUAUUCGCUAGUCCAGAUACAGGUUAAGGAAACUUACGAGAACAAUAUACGAGUCUAUGCACGAACCACACGCGGACCAUGGAUAAUUACCUUGUUAGUUAUCCAAGCGCGGACCUAAGGGGCGAAUUCAAGGGGCUAUUGCUGGCGUUUGUUGGGUGCGCUGACUCAAUCCAUCGUCUGUAUGAAGAUAGGCCCCUCUUGCACGGAGACUCAUCCCGAAUUCGCAGUUUCCUUGGACGAAUAUGUCUAUAAUCUUGGUAACGUAUUUAGAUUGAGAUUGAUAUUGAUGGUCUGCGGAGUGCGGAGUGCGGACCAUUUAGAAUCACUUGAAAACGAUUUUGACUUGUGUCUCCGUACAAGAGGGGCCUAUCUUCCUCCAGACGAUAGAGCGAGUCGGUGCGCUGGGUGUUGAAUUUGACCGUGAUGGUGUUAGACCUGUUAGACUGUAAUUCGUGUUGGAUUUGUGGGUAGUGUUGUUUCUGCA
Messenger RNA from Amphibalanus amphitrite, 1333 nucleotides. RefSeq lists its product as uncharacterized. Bases 81 to 710 code for a protein of 209 amino acids. Lineage: Eukaryota; Metazoa; Arthropoda; Thecostraca; Balanomorpha; Balanidae. The transcript has 4 exons. The record is from RefSeq and is a predicted model, not a curated record.